Molecule: messenger RNA, 1019 nt
Organism: Aricia agestis (brown argus)
Lineage: Eukaryota; Metazoa; Arthropoda; Insecta; Lepidoptera; Lycaenidae
Gene: Syx18
Product: syntaxin-18
Exons: 4
Coding region: 27-998 (323 amino acids)
Biological process (GO): retrograde vesicle-mediated transport, Golgi to endoplasmic reticulum
Cellular component (GO): SNARE complex; membrane; endoplasmic reticulum
Source: RefSeq, a predicted model, not a curated record
UACAGUUUGUUACAUAACCCAUCACAAUGGAUAUAACUCCAUUAUUUAAGGCGUGUAUUAAAACUGUAAAAACAAGAAAUAAAGCUUUCGGCAUACAGAGUCCAACUAGCGAUGAUAAACAGCGUAUUCUACGAAGCAAACCUAAGUCUGCUUUCAUGACAGCGGCCAAAGACAUCACCGUCCAAAUAACAAAGCUACGGGACUUUCUUCUCGAGCACAGAGAGAGGUAUCUGAGUUUCUUUAACAAUAUAACCGGCGACGAAAUGUCUGACACGGAGAGGGAUCAGAUCGACACCGGCGCGCAGCGGUACAUCAACACUUGCUCGCAUCUCUUGAAAGAGUUUCGCAACGACAACCGCAAGCUGGCAGUGUCCCCGCAGACGCGCGAGUACAUGGACGCUGUCGUAGACCUCGUAGACUCGUACUUGAAGGCCGUGUGUAAGAUACACAGCGAACUGAAGGCAUUGAGAGUAAAGCGGGCCCUGGACAUACGAAAAUUAUCGCGGCUCGAGACGCCACUAUCCAAACCUUGUCUUACCAAAUCUUACUCUAUAGAAAAUAUGACAAAAAAAUUCAAUGAGAUUGAAAAACCGGACGAAAUUGACACCUCCAAAUCAAAAAUAGAUCUAUCAGAAAAUGAAAUCGCAGUAAUGUCGGAUGAGGGAGAGUUGAGUGCCGAGGAGCUUCAAAUGUUUGAAUCAGAGAAUGUUCAGCUACUGAACGAGCUCAAUAGCAUGACAGAGGAGGUACGACAGAUAGAGAGCAAAGUCCUGCACAUUGCGGAACUGCAAGAAAUAUUUACUGAAAAGGUGUUACAGCAAGAGCAAGACAUAGACAGAAUAGCUAACACUGUUGUAGGAACAACAGAAACAAUGAAGGAUGCUAAUGAACAAAUUAAGCAAGCAAUACAGAGAAAUGCUGGUCUUAGAGUUUACAUUUUAUUUUUCUUGCUAGUUAUGUCGUUCUCUUUAUUAUUUUUGGAUUGGUAUAAUGAAUAAAUCGAAAAUAAUAUAUUUUUA